Messenger RNA from Choloepus didactylus (southern two-toed sloth), 2186 nucleotides. It is a transcript of the gene FBXO9, whose product is annotated as F-box protein 9. The transcript has 13 exons. NCBI's taxonomy places the organism in Eukaryota, Metazoa, Chordata, Mammalia, Pilosa, Megalonychidae. Bases 384 to 1694 code for a protein of 436 amino acids. Gene Ontology annotation, molecular function: protein binding. The record is from RefSeq and is a predicted model, not a curated record. Gene Ontology annotation, cellular component: SCF ubiquitin ligase complex. Gene Ontology annotation, biological process: SCF-dependent proteasomal ubiquitin-dependent protein catabolic process.
AUGCUCUUUGCUCCAGCGCAGGUUUCCGUAGCAGAGGGGGCCUCUCUGUAGCGGUGUCCGCGGUCUCCAGCAGGGCUGAGGCGUCAGUGCUCGCACAGUCCUCACCCUCGGCUGACACCCGGCGCACUGCUACUCUUCGAGCCCCGGGCCGCCGCCUCCGCCGCUUCAGCGUGCCCGGAUCUGGCCCCUUGCCCCGCGAAGAUGGCUGCCGUACGCCGGGCCCGCAGUUACUGCCGCUGCCUGGUGCGCUUCUCCGACCGAGAACUCUGCUAAGCCCCGUUGCAGCAGACAGGCAGGAGUAGACACCCAGCACCCCUCCCCAGGGGGUGCGGUGCAGAGGGGGCGCAGAGAGCCCCUCGACCGCAGCCGUCCGCCCCGCCAGCAUGGCAGAAGCCGAGGAAGAUUGUCAUUCUGAUACUGUCAGAGCAGAUGAUGAUGAUGAAAAUGAAAGCCCCGCUGAAACAGAUCUGCAGGCCCAGCUCCAGAUGUUCCGAGCUCAGUGGAUGUUUGAACUUGCCCCAGGUGUAGGCUCUAGCAAUUUAGAAACUCGACCUUGCAGAGGAUCAACAAGAAGCUCUUUACUGAAAGCAGAUACCAAAGGAAAACAAGAACUGGCAAAGGAGGAAAAGGCUCGAGAACUCUUCUUAAAAGCAGUAGAAGAAGAGCAAAAUGGAGCCCUCUAUGAAGCCAUCAAGUUUUAUCGUAGGGCUAUGCAACUCGUACCUGAUAUUGAGUUCAAGAUUUCUUAUACCCGGUCUCCCGAUGGUGAUGGCGUUGGAAACAGCUACAUUGAAGAUAAUGAUGAUGAUAGCAAGAUGGCAGAUCUCUUGUCUUACUUCCAGCAGCAACUCACAUUUCAGGAGUCUGUGCUCAAACUGUGUCAGCCUGAACUUGAGAGCAGUCAGACUCACAUCUCAGUACUCCCAAUGGAGGUCCUGAUGUACAUCUUCCGGUGGGUGGUGUCUAGUGAAUUGGACCUCAGAUCAUUGGAACAGUUGUCACUGGUGUGCAGAGGAUUCUAUAUCUGUGCCAGAGACCCUGAAAUAUGGCGUUUGGCCUGCUUGAAAGUUUGGGGCAGAAGCUGUAUUAAACUUGUUCCAUAUACAUCCUGGAGAGAGAUGUUUUUAGAAAGGCCUCGUGUUCGGUUUGAUGGAGUGUAUAUCAGCAAAACUACAUAUAUUCGUCAAGGGGAGCAGUCUCUUGAUGGUUUCUAUAGAGCCUGGCACCAAGUGGAAUAUUACAGAUACAUAAGAUUCUUUCCUGAUGGCCAUGUGAUGAUGUUGACAACCCCUGAAGAGCCUCAGUCCAUCGUUCCUCGUUUGAGAACUAGGAAUACCAGAACUGACGCGAUUCUACUGGGUCAUUAUCGCUUGUCACAAGAUACAGACAAUCAGACCAAAGUAUUUGCUGUGAUAACUAAGAAAAAAGAAGAAAAACCGCUUGACUACAAAUACAGAUAUUUUCGUCGUGUCCCUGUACAAGAAGCAGAUCAGAGUUUUCAUGUGGGGCUCCAGCUAUGUUCCAGUGGCCACCAGAGAUUCAACAAACUCAUCUGGAUACAUCAUUCCUGUCAUAUUACAUACAAAUCAACUGGUGAGACUGCAGUCACUGCUUUUGAGAUUGACAAGAUGUACACCCCCUUGUUCUUCGCCAGAGUGAGGAGCUACACUGCUUUCUCAGAAAGGCCUCUGUAGAGCCUCUAUCCAGUCCUCUGUUCCUGUUGCAUGAACAAAAGUAUAUAGAGCAAAAGAGCACCUAAGUUAUCAUUGUACAUAUAUAUAUAUAUGGAAUUGGAGCUUAUUUUAAACUGUUGGGGUUCUUUCAAGAAGAGUAUAAAUUCAUUAUUUUUUUUAUUUAAAGAGAUAGUUGAUUCUUGGGGUGUUUUGUUUUGAAAUUAAGAUUAUAAGUUAAGCAUUUUUAUGUUUUGGAAAACCUUAAUGUAAGGUUUAAAUCAUGUCCUUUUUCAAGCAGAUUUAUGAGCAGAUUUCUAUUAAGUCUUUUUUCCUUUCUGCUUGAUCAUUCUAGUAUUUAAAUGCAUCAGGGAAGAGUUUUGCUGGGAAAGCAUUUGUGUCACGCAUGACAUCUUGUCUGUGCACUAAAGGCUCAAAAUUUGAAAACCUGUUCUGUGUUUGUUUGAAACUGUUUGACCAGUAAAGAUCAUAAAUAAAUGUUUUCUUUGAAGAAAA